Molecule: messenger RNA, 3476 nt
Organism: Lineus longissimus
Lineage: Eukaryota; Metazoa; Nemertea; Pilidiophora; Heteronemertea; Lineidae
Product: CAP-Gly domain-containing linker protein 4-like
Exons: 14
Coding region: 280-2379 (699 amino acids)
Biological process (GO): nuclear migration involved in conjugation with cellular fusion; cytoplasmic microtubule organization; establishment of mitotic spindle orientation
Cellular component (GO): nucleus; spindle pole body; cell tip
Molecular function (GO): microtubule plus-end binding
Source: RefSeq, a predicted model, not a curated record
AACGAGUUUUGGAGUAAGUAGUGGAUGUUGGACUAAAAUUGUAAUCUGGACAAAUUUCAAAAGGCAAUUGAUGUUGGAUGACGAUUUCAAAAUUUGUUUGGCAAUGAGAUUUUGACAAGUCAGUGGAGGUAAUAUCUUUCGUCUGAUUCAACUGCAAGGUUUUUGGAGGACAUCAAAGUGAAUUUUAUGAAGUUGUAGUAAAAAGAAUGAUUUGUAAAACAAUUGUUGGAUCAAUCUACAAUCGAUAAAUCUUUUCUCUGGAUUAUAAGAGUGUCUACAAUGAGGUAUCAACUGAGCAGUGGGAAUGUUCUGGUCAUGUCCAAUGUUGACAUGGAAAAAUAUGAUGUUUACUUCUCUGAAGGUAAAUGGCAUGAAAGAAUAAAUGGUUAUGCAAAUGAGAUGACACUAACAGACGAGGAGACAGAUCCUGUCAAUGACGCCGUCGAUGAUGCAUCCAAUUCCAGUGGAGGCUCGGCCGAAGUUAGCGUCAAAUCUCGAGAAAAGCCUUUCAUCCAUUUAGCCGUUGAUCCACCAUUAUGCCACACCUGCCAAAAGUUGGAUCUAACAUUCUUUGACCCUAGCUGUCCAGGAUGUUCCGGUAUCUUAGCCAAUACAGAACAAACUGGGAUUCCAGAAAUCUUUGCGAUUUUGCGCCAAUGGACACCACAGUCGCAGCAAAAUAUAGAGACAUUGAUAAAGGAGAUCCUACAGCGAGGGGCAAAUCCAAACGAUCGGGAUGGUCUCACAGACAUGACACUGCUUCACUUUGCUGCGAAAGCUGGAGCCCACGGAAUGGGAGAUGCCACGGCAGCCUGCAAGGCAGUGAAUCUCCUUAUCUCGUCAGGCGCUGAUGUCUUCAUCAGAUGUCGAUGGACGAAUAUGUCCGCACUUCAUUAUGCUGCUUAUUUUGACUGCCCAGCUGUGAUCCGUGUUCUUUUGAAAGCUUCCAGGGGUAUAGAUAUUGAUUGCACAUGCUCUGAGUUUGACCACGGUGCAGCCCUCCAUAUUGCUGCUUCCAACCUGGCCUUUGAAGCUGCUAAGUGCCUGAUACAGAAUGGUGCCAAUGUGUGUAUCAAGGAUGAUCACGGGAGGACACCAUAUGAUGUCCUUCCAGAUUCAGGUCAUCCUGAUACUAAUUCCGAAUCGGGUCGUCUCGCUCUUAAAAUGAAGAAAAUGUUGUCGGAAGCUGAGCCAGCCACGCCCAAGAAACAGCCAGCCAAUUAUGACCUUGUACCUGGCAAGGUGACUCUGCGAGCCCUGGGGAUAGAACUGGGGGAGAGGGUUGUUGUUGGGGGAGCAAAGCAUGGCACUCUCAGAUACUGUGGUCCGACCGAAUUUGCAGCUGGAAUCUGGGCCGGAGUUGAGCUUGAUGAUCCUGUGGGGAAGAAUGAUGGCACAGUUGGCAAUAUAUCAUACUUUGCAUGCCCUCUCAAAUAUGGCAUUUUUGCACCGAUGAGUAAGCUGACCAGGGAGGGAAUGCGGCCGUUGGGAAGUCCAUCAAAGUCCAGUCCAGGUGUCUCACCAGUUCGUCAACAUCAGCGGGUGGAUGUGUCGCAUGUCGGUGCCAAGGUUGACACAGGUCUCAAUCAUGGUAGGACGUCUUCCUAUGGGUCCGAGUUGGGAACAGACCUCGAGCUUGGUGAUCGUGUGGUGGUUGCUGGUCAGAGGAAAGGAAUCAUCAAAUACAUUGGAGAAACAAAAUUCUCACCUGGGACUUGGUAUGGGAUUGAGCUGGACCACGCUGUUGGAAGAAAUAAUGGGACAGUGAAUGGUGUCCAUUAUUUCACGUGUCAACCAAAACAUGGUGUUUUUGCACCACCAUCGAGGGUUAAACCUUGGCUUGCCAGCAUAUUAGGUUCAAAUGAAUCACUUGACACCUACAGCCAGAGCCUGGACCAAGAACAGCAGCUUCAACAACCAAAAGACCAUAGAUUAUCAGCAAAGUGGGAUUCGUCCCCCAAGACGCGAGGAUUUAAAAAUGCAUCGGGUAGUCUGACCAGCCUUCAAUCAUCACCCAGCAGAGCAUCUACUGCAACCAGUAGUCGGCCACAGAGUACAGGAAACAUGCAGAGACGACAUGGAAGGCAGGCACAACCUGACUUUUCAGGUGAUCUGAAGUUGAGGGAGAAUCUCAGUGUUUUCUGUAAUGGAGAGCUUGGUGUCAUCAAGUACAUAGGACCUACAGAUUUUGCCGAGGGAGUUUGGGUCGGUGUUGAACUGAGGGUACCAAAGGGUAAAAACGAUGGAAGCGUCCAAGGCACGCGAUACUUCACAUGUAAACCAGAUCAUGGGUUACUUGUAAGACCAAGUAAGGUCACCUGCCGAGGCAUUAAUGGAGCAAAACUUUUGGGCGAUGUUACCCAGUAUCUGGAACGAUGAGAAGUGUGCAUGUUUAGUUUGGGACAGACCGGCACUGUUGCAAUUUCAUUCUCACGAUCAGCUGUAUGGACAUCUGAACUUCUGAAGUUCAAGAAAGGAACUCUAAUCAGUUGGUGAAAAUUGAGGAGGACUCUUUGGAAUAUUGGUGCCUUUGGUAUGAAUAAUCAACUGGAUUUUCCAUAAAAGGCAUAUGACGGCUGUAAACAUUUGCAAUUAGCAUCUGCGUCUGUAGGGGGGAAGAAUCGUUCCUCUUUGAAAAGAUAUUGGCUGUCGUUGGUACUGCCUUCCAGCAUUUUUAAAAUGCAUUUCAACAGAGUAGUUCAUUAAACCUUGCACUGGUUGCAGUUGAGUUAGGUGUGAUAGAUAGUAGGAUAGAUGAUAUAUGAUAUGGUAUUGAAAUCAAAAUGCAUGUGAAGUAUACAAUAGGAGCAUAUUUGCAUUUGAAGCCGAAUGUUUAUCAACCGAGUAAUAAUGAGAACCUACAUAUAAAAUGUUUGACAAAGCAUAGAAGAUCAAAGUGACACCAAUUACACCCGAGUUAACAUAGAUUUGACAGUGUCACAUUUGGAAUAAACAAGUUCGACAUCGGCGUUGAAUUAUGUAGAGAUCUUUAAAAUAUGCCAUUACAUGAAGCUAGAUUUGCUGAGUUUGUACUUCUAAAUUAUCAUUAUGUUUAUUACAAAUUUUAAGAUUGUCCUGAUGAUCAGUUUGUUUUGUUAUGUGGUCUGAAAUUAUUUUAUUGAUUUAUUGAGAAAUGCUAUUACUUUUUAUUUCAAUUGAAAUUAUGUUUUGAACUUGUAAAAAAUCUUGAUUUUGUCUAGUUUUGAGGGUAUAGUAGUGAUAUAAAGAUCAUAUAGUACCAGUAUUUUAUGGGCAUGGUGUUAUCCUAAUGAAUCACUUUUUACCAUACCCGUUUAGUUAUGCAACUAAAUAUGAUUAUAACCUCUAGAGUAUUAUUUUAACCCAGUAGCAUAAUAUCUCAUUUCUAUACCCAUCUCUUUUAUCAGAAUAGAUUUUUCUAUCCGUGCUUGGUGCCUGUUAUUGUGUUUUUUUAUUUUCUACUUUGACAUAUAUCAAUAAACUGUAUUGACAAUGAA